This is a messenger RNA of Pocillopora damicornis (cauliflower coral), 2720 nucleotides long. Its product is annotated as melatonin receptor type 1C. Gene Ontology annotation, cellular component: membrane. The record is from RefSeq and is a predicted model, not a curated record. Gene Ontology annotation, biological process: G protein-coupled receptor signaling pathway. Gene Ontology annotation, molecular function: G protein-coupled receptor activity. NCBI's taxonomy places the organism in Eukaryota, Metazoa, Cnidaria, Anthozoa, Scleractinia, Pocilloporidae.
CUCGUCACAAAGGGUGCAAUAUUCGGCACUAAAACAUGCUCGGUUUGCGCCGGCGGUCAGGACCUUCGCGUGGUAGAAUGUUUGUUUUAGUCAAAAACGGGUGACAAAACACUAAGCUAUUUUAUACCUAACAUGUGUUUACAUAUAAACCUCUUUUUAGUUUUGAGGAAUGACAAGUUAUUAAACAACUUAACAGCAGAGGCAUGCCAUGAUAGUAUUUUUUUUUUAAUUUUAAGACGGUGCAUGUCGUAAUCUGGUACAAAGUCGAAAAACAUACACUCUUUAGCCCAAGUAAACACUUAUAAAAGUCGCUUAAAUUAUUUUGGAUAGAAUGUAGAUUGGAUAGAUUUUGAUCGAAUCUUUCACGAGGCAAAUUUCGCCCUGGCGAUAUCGACGUUAACACGCAGGCCGCAAUAAACUGGUCGCUCGCAAAGACGAAGAUUAUGCUGAUGUAUGCUACAAGCUGGGACUUCACAGGUUUAUUAAGAACAACAAAUCUCGGAUCAAUAUCAAAAGCUAGGUCGAGGAUUAAUCUCUACUUAUUUCAAUUAAGGAGGGCUUCAUUGAAGACAAGAAGUGCUGUCAUUUAAUGCCUAGGGUCGAUUAUUGUUUCAUUUAUUUUAUCGUACUUCUUUGUAAAGCAUGUGUUCUACUGGAUAUGAAAUGAAAAGCAAAGUUGUUGCCAAACUUCAUUUUGCAAGAAUGCAUCUGCUUGGAUUAAGGUCCUCUUCAAAACAAAACAAUAUUAAGCAAUGCAACAAAUUGUACAGUCAGUUUUGACAAAAUCAGUGAUCCUGGUAUAAUUGUACUGUCGGAACCGAACCAAUUAAUUUACAAAGGAAGCAAAAAGGUUAAAAGACUCAUUAUAUCAAGCUUUAGUGUUUGCUUUGUUCAGGUAAUCACAUCAUUUCGAGAGCAAUUUGGAAUAAAUAUGCACGAGAAAUGGUUGAUGUGCUGCACGAGAAAAAACGUGAUUACUUAGCAGUACUAUUCAGAAAAAAAUUGUGAUGGCUUUCCACGACUAUGCAGAAGCAACGCGCGCAAAUCACGUGCAAAAACUAUGUCUUUAAAUCUUGCUAAUGUCACUGUGCGUUUGUUCAAAACAACCGUGUUACUGAAAACAACAAUUUCUAUGCUGUUUGUUUUUCUUUGGGUUUUUUUUUAGUUUAUCGUGGCGAAACAAUGUGUUACCUAUUCUGCGCUGAAUUAACACUUUUUUGUACUGUAUUACCUGCAAACUGCAUUGCAUUAAGCAAAUCAGAAUAAAGAAAAUUUUCAGGUUUGUUAUUGAUAUUGUAACUACCAACAUAAUUAUAUAGCAGCUGUGAAUUUAAUAAAACCACAGUCGAAAGUCUUCGUAACGUUCGUCCUCUACUUACCCGACUUAUAACCCAAAAUGGAGGAGGAAAAUUUAGCACGAUUACAUAGGGAUUUGAAAAACAGAAGCCAGGGGGUUUUAGUCUUCGAAUCUUGUUUUAUGCUACUGAUUAUAUUGGCAGCGUUCCUCGGUAACUUUGUGUUGAUUUUGGCGAUAUUAAGAAAUCCAUGUCUUCGAACUGUGACAAACAUGUUUUUGGUUUGUUUGUCAGUAGUUGAUAUACUCACAGCAUCAUUGGUCAUGCCAUUCACUGCUUCCAUCUUUAUACACAGUGACUGGGUAUUCAGUGACGCGGUUUGUACAUUCCAAGGAAUUUUUGCAAUUUGCCUCGUUUGGAUCUCACUCCAUAUGGUGACUUUGAUGGCUGUUAAUCGGUAUUUCUGUGUCCUUAGACCGAGACUUUAUCGGAAAUGGUUCACCAAAAGAUUCUCCAUUGCAAUGAUUUGUGCAGUUACCAUUACACCCUUUGUUCUGACCAUUUCACCACUUUUCAGUGGGUUAUUUACUUACAUCUUUCGCCCGGGAAAAGCUUCUUGUUUCAUGACUUUCAAUCCGGAUAAAAAACUUGAAAAGAUGACAUAUAUUCUUUCGUUACUAUGCGUUUACACAAUUCUGCCCAUGAUUCUUAUCACUGUAUGCUAUUACAAAGUUUUCCGCAUGAUAAAAGAACAUGCCAUGGCUACAAGAAACACCAUUCGGCAGUCUGGGAGUUUGAGCUCAGAGGAGCUUCGAAUGACCAAAAUGCUUCUUGUUCUCGUCGUUACGUUUGUGAUCUGCUGGCUUCCAGUUACAACAGUGGAUUCCAUAAAUGCAGUGCUAGGUACAGGUAGCCUUCCUCGAGGAGCCUAUGUAACCUACACGUCAUUUGUAUAUCUCAGUAGCUGUAUCAACCCGAUAGUUUGCUUAACACUCAAUGGCAAGAUUCGCCGACAGGCAAAGAAAAUUCUCUUAAUCAAAAGAACUUGGCAGGUGGCAGAUACAGAGCUGUCAAUGGAUACCACGGUUGGAUCGACUGUAGCUCGUGUUCGACAAGGCGCUGGGUUAAACAAAACACCACGUGAUUUUUCUACCUAAGUCUGAAGAAAGAUCAGUAAAAAGCUCCUGAAGACCAUCGUUACGUCUUCAUCUUCUUCCUUUUUUUUAGACUUUUUUUCGACGCUCGAAAGGAAAGACUGCACAAACGAUACAUACGGAAAAUAAACUCGAUCAGGCACAAAGUAGCUCAUAGAAAAUAUAUCUCUCGUCGUUUGAGAAAUGCGUUGAAUUCAUUUUUUUAGGCUGAAAAUUAUUACUAGUAGAAAGAGUGUCGCUGAGCGAGACUUGAUUUUGUAACAAAAAGGAA